This is a messenger RNA of Effrenium voratum, 1752 nucleotides long. The record is from the annotation of a GenBank genome assembly. Lineage: Eukaryota; Dinophyceae; Suessiales; Symbiodiniaceae.
AUGACUGUCUCGGCGCCGGGGAGCUACGUGCUGCACUGCGACGGCUUCCGGGGCUCGGUGCCGGCCACCUGCCAGGCGCAAGGAUCUCAAGCAGUGCUGGCGCUGGAUGUGAACUUGGCCGGUUCCGCAAGUCUAUUCUUCAGCUUCACCCUCGACACGCCCGAGGCGGACCCAUACCCCAACACGUUUUUGAUCGCCUUGCGGGAUGUUCAGAACAUCACGCUGGAUGCCAACGUGGCGGUUCCAGGAAUGCACAUACCGCAGACCCGAGUGGUGAGCAGCGUGAAGAUCGUGGUGGUGGGCUUCGAGAAUUUGGCAUGGCUGCAGGCCUGGGGCGACGCAGCCCAGCAACUGGGAGUCCUCUCCCGGAGCAUUGCGGGGGUCCUGUCCAUUGGCGCCCAAGGCGUGGCGGUGGACUCGGUCGUGGCCGCGCUUGGCACUGGGCGGCGGCUACAGUCCGGGCAAACCACCGGGCAUUUGGAGGUGAACUUUUCGGCCUACUCCUCGUUGGUGCCCGUUGGGGAGCUCUCUGACCGGGUGACCGCCGUAGGCUUCCGGGUAUCCCUUCAGGAGGGCCUCACUGCGGAGGCCUUGGCAGCCGGUCUUGCGUCACUGCAGGUGCUGGCCGUGUCCGAGCCGGACGUGCCCAGCACCACCCAGCCGCCGAACGUAACGCCGUCGCCAUGGGCCUUCGGCGGCUUCGGGGCCUUCGGGGCCUUUGGUUUUGCCUGGCGUGCCUGGCUCUCCAGGCGCCUUGCCGAGCUCAAGUUGAAAUGGCGCCCCUGUAGAGAGGCGCUGUGCUUCGCGCAGACACGCCAUGUGACGCGGCCCGCUCGGGAGCCCGACAAAGAGACCAAGUUGAAAGAGGAGGUAGACAGGGAACCUGCUGGCAAGCCUGGGGUGCAGGAAGAGGAGGCAGAGGUAAGCACAUGGACUUACAUCUUCGGGAAGCCCGGCGAGCUGAGGCGGGACUUGAGCAUGGUGGGCACAUCUCCGGAGAAGAUCCUGGCCGCGGGCCUGCUGGCUUUGGUGAUCGGCUUGGGCAGCAACCUGUGGGGCCAGACCGAGCUUCUCUUCCGACUUUGGCCGGGGCUGGGGGAGAAGGCGAGGGAGGUUCACCUGGACUCGCUGUAUGCUGUGGAUGGGCUCAAGACCUACUACGAUGAGCAGUACCAGGCACGCUUCCCCAGCGAGUGGCUCUUUGACCAGCGCGUGGCGUUGAUCAAAGCGCGGCAGAGCAGCCCUGAUGACAUGUUGGGCUUCUCGCGGCAAAAAGCUGGCUCGACAGCGCAGGGUGUAGUGCCAGAUGCGGCAUGGGGUCCGGCUGGUGGAGGGGAUCGCAAUUUGAAGAAGCGGGAGAACCUGUCAGUUGUCAAGCAAGUUCUUCCACCAAAACCUUCUGGUGAGCCGCAAGAGAUUACGGAGAUCCUUGGAGAUCCGCAGGCAUCCUUGGACAGGCUGCUGCGUGAGACCAUCGCCCCAGAGGGGUCCAAGAAGACGGUGGAAGCGAUCUCUGCCGCCCAGGUGGAGCGAGCUAGCCACACCUACUACGAGUACCAAUGGCGCAGCACCUUCCCCUCCGGUGUGCAGCUGCGCAGCUACAGCGGCUGCAGCCUGGGGCCUGCAGACGCGCGGGGCAGCCGCAGUCUCCUCACGCUGACGCUGGUCCUGCCAGAGCCAGAGGCGGACAAAACCGACGGCGUGGUGCAGCUGGUGCCGCAGAUUCUCGAGGGCUUUCGGGUGGCCGAUUAG